UCAAUUUGGAGUUGUAAGAUAGUUUAAGUUUAGUUUUUGAAGAAUUUUACAUUUUAUUUUUCAACCCUAGAAGAAUAAAUGCGAUUCUUCACACUAUAUAUUUUUCUUACUCCUGUAUCCAAAAUACUUCGAUUUUUUUCAGGCCAAGUAUACCUGAACAUCAAAAACAAAAACCCCAUUUAUAAAGCAUAGACUUUCAUACAUACGUGAACGACGCAGCCUGCAGUGAAAUAUCGACCGUCAUACAUAUAUGAAUGACGCGACCGUAAAUAAUAGUUACCUGUUAUACGACGUGGCAGUUAAUGUGUUAAGAGACACAUGUAAAUAUGAAGGUAUAAAUAAGGUCCCAUAAAGCGGGGUUAUUCUGGACUGUUUUUCGGACCUUUUUGGAUGUACUAUAAGAAGUGGCCAAGAAUAAAUAAGUUUCAUAUCGAGUUUGGAUAGUUCUACAUACAAGCUAAUAUUACUGAUGAGUAUAUGUACUGCACUGUGUAGGUAAACAAUUUUAUAUUUCGGUCGUGAGUUAUAGUUACUGUUUUUACUGUUAAUUGAUUGAAAUAAUUUCACUUGUAAUUACUAAAGUAAUUAUUAACAUCCUAAACAACGGGGUACAUGUGCGCAAGCAGAUUCAUUAGCUCUUCAGCGAGAUUUGGUGAGAUAAACUAGAUUAACCUCAAGAAUUCUUUCACACUCUCUUCUUAUCACCUUGCUCGAGAACUCAUCAGAGGCGUAUCAAUAAUUAUUUGGUAUUCCUAAUUAUUUUAUUUUAAAUAUUAAAAUGUCUGCUCGCGUAGCUUGUAAAUGUUGUAAUCAAGUUUCUCAUGGUCAUUUAAUGGAUACAUGCAGUGUGUGUAAAUACAAAUUUAAACAUACAUGUGUUGAUAUUACUGCCAAUGAAGUACGAACCUUAAAUAUGAAUAAAUACUAUGAUUGCACCUGUAUCGGUUGUAGAGCUAUCGGAAAAGAUCUGAAAGAUUUAAAAUCUCUUAUUAAACAACUGCAACAAGAAAUUAAGGCAUUAAAAGAUGAGAAAAACCAGCAUACGAAGUCAUCUGAGUUUAAUUUUGAAGAUGUAAUGUAUGAAAUGUCUGAACGACAGAAACGCCGAAACAAUAUUAUGAUCUUCAAUGUUCCGGAGCCAUAAAUCCUUAGCAGCACAAAUUGAAUGCGAUACAAAUGUUAUUAUAGACAUUCUAAAUACCAUUGAUCUUAAACUGGCAGAUACUAACAUUAAACCAUUUCGAUUGGGUUCUUUUUCUAAUUCCAGAAAUCGUCCUAAGUGCGCUAUUCUUGACAUCCUUCGCA
Psylliodes chrysocephalus is the source of this 1305-nucleotide messenger RNA. NCBI's taxonomy places the organism in Eukaryota, Metazoa, Arthropoda, Insecta, Coleoptera, Chrysomelidae. The record is from the annotation of a GenBank genome assembly.